AGAGAUGCGGCUGCUAUCCAUGAGUUUCCGUCCCCUUCUGUUGUUGCUGGACUCGUUUUUUGCAUGACGUGAUCUGGACUAAUUGCUGGUGCUUCCGUUGUUAUUUCAACGCUGCAUUAAUUAGACGACCUCAUUUUUUUUUCUUUUCUUUUGGCACAUUCGGCAGCACCGUUCUGCAUUCCGCUCGUAACUGAAAAUAGAUGCAUCCCGUUUUUCCGGUUACGGCUGCAUCUUUUUUUUUACGGGGCAUUUCCGCGGCUUUCCUGGCGUGCAGUGCGGCUGCGCCGCGGCCAACCCACUCGCUCAGCAUUCGGGGCAUGCCGCGGUUCUCGCGGCUGUCCGCACCGCCGAGCUACACGCCGACCAUGCUAGCGGCUAACCCGUCCUCGUUCGGGGCGACGCUGCCCCGCUGGGAACGGUCCAUGUCGGGAUGAGAGUUGUUCGUUGAUCCCCGUGGAGACGCGCGGUUCCGGUGGUCCCCGGGCUUUGCUUACGUUAACCGGUGGAAUAGAUCCCGCUCUCUCUCCCGCUCCUGCGGAGGUCAGAAGGGAUGGACGGCAAAGGCAGCUCCCUGCCCUCGAUGCCUGAACCAGCCAACCCCGUCAGCAUGAAGCAGCCCCCCGAGUCCCUGAGCGUGCGGAAAGCCCUGGGGGACGUGACCAGCGACCCUGCUCUGCUGAUGGACAAGGCGGCGGCGCAGCUGGCCGCCACUCUUCAGGACGGCGUCCUCCAGAAGAUGGCUGGCCACAACCACCACACCCACGAGAAGCUCAAAGACCUGACGGCCCUGGUGCUCAACGGGGACCAGGACGCGGUGCUGCCCCAGCUCUGCGCCCCAGAACCACCCAUGUUCAAGGGGGCCGAAGCUCCCACCGCCACCGGCCCCCACCAGCUCAACGGCACGGCCCACGCCGAACCCGAGCUCACCGUCUCAGUACCGCAGGUGGUCCAGCAGCCGUCGCUGGAGCCGUACUGCGCCAACGGGGUCGGCUUGGUCACCGAGGACACUUUGUCUGGUCCUGAUGGGAGGCAUGAGGUGAAGAAAAGGAGAGGAACGGCCAACAAACCGAAGGCUCAAGUAAACAGCACCUUUGUCCUUCCUGUGGAUCACGAAAACACUGGAGAAGAACCCGCAGUAGCUCAGCCGGCUCUGAUGUCAGCGCUUCCUGGAGGGGAGUGUCCUUCGCGGACGCGGUUCUGUCCUGGAGAUGUGGUUUGGACCAAGGUGUCGGGUUACCCCUGGUGGCCUUGCAUGGUGACCAACGACCCAGAAUUCAACAGUCACUUUAAAGAGAAACAGAAGGCGGUGACCUGCGAGCUGGACAUCCUUUACCACGUUCAGUACUUUGGAGAUGCUGCAGAAAGAGGCUACGUCUUUGAGAGGAACAUGGUGUCCUUCAGCGGCGAGGAGCAGUACCCCGAGCUCUGCCAGGGCAUCAGGCUGCCGGGCUCGUGUGUCACCCAUAGAAAGACGUCUGCCUCCGUGCCCCAAAAACUCCAGGCCCAGUGGAACAUGGGCGUCAUUCAGGCCAAGGAGGCUCUCUGUAUGCCGCCAGACGAACGCCUGGAAAACUUUGGGUUUCUGUACAACGAGGAGGGCCCUCAGCUGAACCCCCACAUUCUGGAAAAGCUGAAGCCAGAGGAUUGUGACGACGGGGUCCUGGACGGCCAAGCCAGGCUGCUUUCAGACCCGAAUUCCUCGUCUUCAUCAGAUUCUCUGGCGGAACCAGUGGCUCAGAAGAAGAGGAGGAGACCCAGACAGGCUCAGACCAAGGCAGACAAGAGGAAGAGCAAAUGUGCGGCCAGCAGAACCCGCGACCCGGUCAAGACGAAAAGAAAACCAAAGUUGCCUUCUUCAACUGAGGAUCGUUUGGGAACAGUGAGAAGAGAGCGAAGGAAGAGAUCCAAAAGGCCUCAAGCGGGCGCUGCAGCUGACAGAGAUCAACCGCCUAGAAGAAGACGCAGCGCUCUGAAAGAUCCAGAGAAGCAGGCCUCCACCUCAGAGGGUCCAAACAAACGGAGGAGGAAGACGAGGGAUGGAGGUGAAGCCCGCAAACGUGCAGACAAGUCACAACCUCGCCUUCAAGAGGACCAGAGUACAGAGAAGCCCAAGAGACGGAGAAAAAGGAAACAGGACGGAGAGAUGAAGACGUCCAAAGCAAAGAAGAGGCGGUCCUCUCCCUGUCCUGAUGCUGAGGGCUCCGGGAGCGAGGAACGGCCCGAUUCUCCGAGCGACAGCUUGGACGGGACCAAGAAGGGGGAGAAGAGGAAGGAGUUUGUCUGUCAGGUGUGUGAGCAGGCAGGUGAGGACCUGGUUCCAUGUGAAGGCCAGUGCUGCGGCAUGUUCCACCUCCACUGCCUGGGCCCGUCCUUCAAGCCCGAAGACAAGCUGCUCUGCCAGCAGUGCCGAGCCGGAAUCCACUCCUGCUUCGCCUGCAAGCAGUCGGAGGGCGAGGUGCGCCGCUGCCACGUCGUGCACUGCGGCAAGUUCUACCACGAGGCCUGCAUCCGCCUCAACCCGCUCACGGUGUUUGACAACAAGGGGCUCCGCUGCCCCCUCCACGCCUGCCUCUCCUGCCACUACGGCUCUCGCACCAAACACAAGUCUACCAAAGGUCGGUUGAUGCGCUGCCUUCGCUGUCCGGUGGCGUACCACGUCGGCGACCUGUGCGUGGCUGCAGGCAGCGAGAUGAUCACGAACACGGCCAUUGUCUGCACCAACCACUUCAACGCCAAGAAGGGCUACAGCCACCACAGCCACGUCAACGUCAGCUGGUGCUUCGUCUGCUCCAAAGGAGGUCAGCUGCUCUGCUGCGAGUCUUGUCCUGCGGCUUUUCACCCGGACUGCCUGAACAUCGCCAUGCCCGACGGCAGCUGGUACUGCAACGACUGCAGGGCCGGGAAGAAGCCCCGGUACAGAGACAUCAUCUGGGUCAAGCUGGGAACGUACAGGUGGUGGCCGGCAGAGAUCCAACACCCUAGAAACAUCCCCACCAACAUCCAGCACCUUCGGCAUGAAAUCGGAGAGUUCCCGGUCUUCUUCUUCGGCUCCAGAGAUUACUUCUGGACCCACCAGGGCAGAGUGUUCCCCUACAUGGAGGGCGAUCGGGGCAGCAAGCACCAGAGGACGGGCAUCGGCCGAGUCUUCAAGAAUGCUCUGCUGGAGGCUGAAGCUCGAUUCAAGGAGAUGAAGAUGAAACGGGAGGCCAAGGAGGCUCAGGAGAGCAGCCGGAAACCGCCGCCCUACAAAUUCAUCAAGGUCAACAGACCCUACGGCAGAGUCCAGGUCUACACCGCCGAUGUUUCCGAGAUCCCCAAGUGCAACUGCAAGCCGACGGACGAGCGGCCGUGCGGGUUCGAGUCCGAGUGUCUGAACCGCAUGCUGCAGUACGAGUGUCACCCCCAAGUGUGUCCCAGCGGCGAGCGCUGCUGCAACCAGGACUUCACCAAACGUCUCUACCCCGAGACCAAGAUCAUCAAGACGCCCGGCAAGGGCUGGGGCCUGGUCGCCCUGAGGGACAUCAAGAAGGGCAAGUUCGUCAACGAGUACAUUGGAGAGCUGAUCGACGAGGAGGAGUGCCGAGCCCGGAUCAAGUACGCUCAUGAAAACAACAUCACCAACUUCUACAUGCUCACCAUCGACAAGGACCGCAUCAUUGACGCCGGCCCAAAAGGGAACUACUCCCGCUUCAUGAACCACAGCUGCCAGCCCAACUGCGAGACACAGAAGUGGACGGUGAACGGAGACACGCGCGUGGGCCUGUUCGCCGUCUGCCACAUUCCUGCAGGGACGGAGCUGACCUUCAACUACAACCUGGACUGCCUCGGGAAUGAGAAGACCAUCUGUCGCUGCGGCGCUCCCAACUGCAGCGGCUUUCUGGGGGAUCGGCCCAAGAACUCAAACGGGCACGCGGCAGAACCCAAAGGCAAGAGGCCGAAGAGGAAGUACAAGAAGAGGAGGAGCGAGGGCAAAAAGAAGUCGGAGGACGAGUGUUUCCGCUGCGGAGACGGAGGCCAGCUGGUGCUGUGCGACAAGAAGACCUGCACCAAGGCCUACCACCUGUCCUGCCUCAACCUCACCAAGAGGCCCUUCGGCCGCUGGGACUGCCCGUGGCACCACUGCGACGUCUGCGGGAAGAACUCCGAGGCCUUCUGCCAGCUCUGCCCCAACUCCUUCUGCAAGGCCCACCAGGAGGGGGGGCUGUGGCCCCGCCCCCCCGGCGGCGAGCUGUGCUGUCUGGAGCACGACGAGCUGGAGGGCGCGAACGGCCCCGCCCACGACCCGGGCUCAGUGGGCGGUGCUGCCGCGCCCGCUCCGCUCAGCCGCUCCAGAGGCUCCCGGAAGGCGGAUAGGCCCGGCGGCAGAACCAAGAGCUCCAAACGGAAAGCAGCAGAAGCCUGAAAGGUCGCUUCCGGACCCGGCACUGUUCUCCGGACCCCCGCCUCAUCAGGGAAACGGUUUCUCCACGUCUUCAGGUGCUCCAGCCGAGCUGCAGAGGCGCACACACCUGGACCUGCAGCCGCUGGAGGCUCACAGCUCUGAUUUUUACUUUUUUAGAGAACAUCCAGCUGGUUCCUGCUGACACCCCCCCCCCCCCCCCCCCCCUUCCCCAAACGUCCUCAGAUCAUGGUUCAUGGUUUUAUCACGUCAUCUGUGGACAUAAAAUACCAAAACCAGAAUUUCUGGUGGAGUGAGAGGUUGCCAAAUUAUCGUUUUUCCUCAUUUUUUAUGUGUAGUUCAUACGUGUUGCAGAAGGCAACACGCACACAGUACGGCUCGGCUUUAGAGGGCCGCUGUGCUGUCUGCUAGCCUUAGAUCAUGUAAGCGUUUAGCCACGUAGGUUAGGGUUAGGUUGGAGCUGAUGAUGAUGAUGUCACACCGUGACCUUUCUUCGGCGUCUGACUGCUGCUGACCAGCUCCUCUGUUUCUUAUGUGUAGGCUUUUUUUUUGUGGUUAUUUUGAAUAAAAUUGCACCGUUGGAUGAGUAGUGUCGUUAAAGUCUGUUCAGACUUCAGGAAACAGCAGAGCAUUAAAAACAGGAAGUGAAACAUCCGUCAGGCGUGUGGAUGCUGCUCCACCUGUCCUCACCUGCAGCACGUCUCACCUGAGUCCUCGUCCCAACGCUGAGUGAAUGUAGUGCAGCCCGUUGUUUCUGUGAGCACUGUAGUGUGUAGAUCCACUUGUAACUACUGUCAUUAGCAGACCAGAGACUAAUAUGUACAUAAUGUAUAAGUGCUAAUAGUGAUAUUGUAAAUAUGGUUCAGGUGUCGUCCUGAAACUCUGUCUGCAGGAUCUCACCUCCGAUGAGCCGAGCAAUAAAGUGCAGGAACCUUCA
Messenger RNA from Oryzias latipes (Japanese medaka), 5336 nucleotides. It is a transcript of the gene nsd2, whose product is annotated as nuclear receptor binding SET domain protein 2. The record is from RefSeq and is a predicted model, not a curated record. Lineage: Eukaryota; Metazoa; Chordata; Actinopteri; Beloniformes; Adrianichthyidae. Gene Ontology annotation, cellular component: nucleus. Gene Ontology annotation, molecular function: histone methyltransferase activity; protein binding.